Messenger RNA from Chelonia mydas (Green sea turtle), 5257 nucleotides. Its product is annotated as vitellogenin-2. NCBI's taxonomy places the organism in Eukaryota, Metazoa, Chordata, Testudines, Cheloniidae. The coding region runs from base 1 to 5124 and encodes 1707 amino acids. Gene Ontology annotation, biological process: lipid transport. The record is from RefSeq and is a predicted model, not a curated record. The transcript has 33 exons. Gene Ontology annotation, molecular function: lipid carrier activity.
AUGAGGAGAAUCAUACUGGCACUGAUGUUCGCUUUUGUGGGGAGUCAGAAAUAUGACAUUGCACCUGGUUUUAGCAACAGCAAGACCUACUUGUACAGCUAUGAAGGCCUCAUUCUGCAUGGUCUGCAAGAGAGAGGUUUGGCAAGAGCUGGGCUAAGGCUGACAUGCAAAGUAGAGAUCAGUGGAUUGUCACACAACUAUCACAUGCUGAAGAUCCUAUCUCCACAGUUGGACGAAUACAAUGGAAUCUGGCCCAGAGAUCCAUUCACUCGAUCUUCCAAACUCAUCCUGACAAUUGCAUCAUGUCUCACCCAACUCUUUAAGUUUGAAUACAACAGAGGGCAGUUUGGGAACAUUUAUGCCCCCAAAGAUACUCCUGUCACAUGUGUUAACCUAGUGAGAGGGAUUCUGAACAUGUUGCAGAUAACUGUCAAAAAGUCACAGAACGCAUAUGACUUGCAAGAGGCCGGGAUUGGAGGUGUCUGCCAUACAAGGUACAUUAUCCAGGAAGACAGGAAGAGUAACCGAGUCACAGUAUUCAAAACCAAAGACCUCAACAACUGCCAGGAUAAAGUGGAGAAGAACAUUGGAAUGGCUUACAUCCGCUCUUGUGCUACCUGCCCACUGAAAGAAAAGAUCAUAAAAGGAACAGCUGCAUUCACCUACAAAAUGAAAUACACAGAUGCUGGCACCCUGAUCACACAAGCUGUGUCGCAGCAGGUCUAUCAGAUUUCCCCUUUCAGUGAACCUGCUGGUGUUGCUGUCAUGGAGGCAAGACAAGAACUUACUUUGAAUGAUAUUAGAAACAGUCAAGCAAGCACAUCAGAAAUUCAGUUGCAAAACUAUGGAAGUCUUCGUUACCAUUUUGCAAGAGAACUACUCCAGAUGCCAAUUCAUCUAAUAAAGAUGAAAAAUCCUGAAUCACAGAUAGUAGAAAUACUACAGCAAUUAAUUCAGCAUGAUCAACAAGGGUACAAUAGAGAAGCUCCAGCCAAAUUCUUAGAACUUAUCCAGCUUUGUCGUGUGGCAACCCCUGAAAACCUUGAGUCUCUUUGGAAACAAUUUGCUGAUAAACCUCAAUAUCGGCGCUGGUUAUUGAGCGCAAUCUGUGCAGCAGGAACUACUGAGACAUUCAUGUUCCUUAAGCAAAAAAUUCAUAAUGAGGACAUGAGCUAUUUGGAAUCAGCUCUGACUAUCGCUCUCGCCUUCCAUUUAUCCAAAGCUGAUGACCACACUUUACAAGCUGUAGCAGAUCUAGUGACCAGCUUCCGAAUUCAGAGAGCUCCUAUGCUUCGCAAGCUUGCUUACCUGGCAUAUGGUUCCAUGAUAAACAGAUAUUGUUCUGUAUCAUCAUCUUGUCCUAAUAGAAUUCUUCAGCCCCUCCAUGACCUUGCAGCUGAGGCAGUCAGCAAGAACCAUGAAGAUGACAUGGCCUUGGCUCUGAAAGCCAUUGGCAAUGCAGGAGAACCAGCCAGUAUCAAGCGCAUCCUGAAGUUCUUGCCAAUAUUUUCACCUGCCGCGAUGGCUUUUCCAGUUAGAAUUUAUAUUGAUGCUGUUUUGGCCUUGAGAAAAAUAGCCAGGAAAGACCCUUCAAAAGUACAGGAAAUUCUUCUCCAGAUCUUUGUGGACCAUUCACUCACUCCUACUGUCCGAAUGAUGGCUUGUGUUGUCAUCUUUGAAACUAAGCCUGCUCUUCCUCUCGUAACAGCUAUGGCCAAUGCUCUGCUAAAGGAGAGCAGUUUGCAGGUUGCCAGUUUCACAUAUUCCCAUAUGAAGGUUUUGGCAAUAAGCAGGAUCCCACAGCUCUUUAAUGUAUCUGCUGCUUGCAACAUUGCCCUUAAACUACUGAGCCCAAGACUUGACAGGCUGAGCUAUCGUUACAGCAAGGUUAUUCACGUUGGCGGCUAUUACUCGAAAUAUAGAGCUGGUGCAAUUGGAAGAAUCUAUCUCAUGAACAGUCCAAGCAGUAUGUUGCCAUCUGCAAUAAUCAUGAAACUGAGAGGAUACUAUGCAAAUACCGCAACUGAUUUUGUCGAGGUGGCUCUCCAGUCACAAGGCCUAACAGAGCUCGUCAGGAAACAGAACAUCCCCUUUGCUGAAUAUGACACAUACAAAAAAUUGAAGGUGCUUGGGAAAACGGUUCUGGGAUGGAAGGAACUGCCUCCUGAAAACCCACUCAUAUCAGCCUAUGUAAAAGUAUUUGGCCAUGAGCUUGCCUUUGCUGAGGUCAACAAGGAGCUCAUUCAACAGACAGUGAAGGCUCUGACUGAAUCAUCAGAUAGGCACAUGUUAGUGAAGAAAGUGAUCAAUCAAAUCCAAAGAGGCAUUGCAGGACAAUGGACACAGGCAAUAUUGGCAGGAGAAGUUCGGCACAUUGUCCCUACCUGUGUUGGUCUGCCACUGGAACUUAGUUUAUAUAGUACUGGUCUGAUACACGCUACAGCCAGUGUUGGUGUAAAUAUGUCCCCCUCUUUAUCUGGCACUUUUAAACCUUUGCAGUUCUUUGAUGCCAAUGUGCAACUUCAUGCUGAUAUCAACCCAAGCAUAUACACUCAUACAGUGGCAAUGAUGGGAAUCAAUACACAGUACUUUCAGAGUGGUCUUGAAUUUCAUGCCAAGUUCCGUGCCAACAUCCCAAUGAAAUUUUAUGCCAGAAUAAACAUCAAAGAUAAAAGUUUGAAGUUUGAAACAACCCCGUGUCACCAGGAAACUGAACUAGUGACUGCAAGGACUAAACUUUAUGCUAUUUCAAGAAAUGUGGAAGAGAUAACUUCAGCAAAGAGAUUGUUAGUUCUACCAGAAGAAGCUGUAUUGGAUAUCUCCGAGCAACGUUUUAAAUCGGCAGAAAGGACUUCAAGAAAUGGUGCCACAACGCAAAGAACAGCUUCUGACGGGAUGUCCGAGACAUAUUCCUAUGGCUCAGAAGAGGAAUUUUACCACAGAGCUGGAGGAAGAUCUUAUGCACUAGUCUUUUGUAGCAAAUUACAUAGUUUGGGUUGCCAAACCUGUCUUAACCUUCAGUUACGAGAUGCUGCUUUCUUAAAAGAUACAUUUCUACACAGAUUGGUUGGAGAGGGUGAAAUCAAAUUAGUUUUAAAACCAGUCCGUACAGCUGCUGCUAUUGACAAAAUACAGCUGGAGAUUCAGGCAGGAUCUAGAGCAGCUUUCAGAAUAAUCCAGCUGGUAACCCUAGUGUCAGAGGAAGAUGAUGAUUCAACUCCAGAUGACGUGGUUCAAACGAAACUGAAGAAGAUCCUAGGAAUUGAAAGUAUAUUUAAGGCUGCAAACAGAAGUGCGCAUCAGCACCUUAAGAAGCAGGCUGCCAAGAAAGAUAAAGUCAAAAUUGCAGAAAUUCGCACAGAUCCAGCUGCUAAAUAUCAAUCCAGCUCAUCCUCAUCGUUGUCCUCAUCAUCAUCUUCCUCCUCCUCCUCCUCUUCUGUUGGUGACAAAUACAGGAAUACAGACAUGAAAGACAAAACAUGGCAACCUAGACAAAGAGAAGGAAGCAGCAGCAGCGACAGCAGCAGGAGCAGGAGCAGUGACAGUAGUAACAGCAGAAGCUGCAGUAGCGAUGAAGAGGAUCAUGCUGCAAACAAGGAACAGCAAGGGAAAAGUGACAAACCAGUGAGGAGCUGUAGCAGCAGCAGUGACAGCGAGUAUUCCAAACAGCAGCCUAAAUUCUUGGGAGACAGUAAACCUCCAAUACUGGCUGUUAUUCUUCGUGCUGUUCGAAAUGACAGAAAGCUGGCAGGCUUCCAGCUUGUGUUGUACACAGACUUGCACUCCACAACACCCAGGAUACAAGUGUUUGUGUCAAACAUCUCAGAAUCAAGUAUAUGGAAACUCUGCGCUGAUGCUUCAAUAGUAAAUUCUUACAAAGCAGUGGGUUAUCUAAAAUGGGGUCAGGAUUGCCAGGACUACAGGAUUGCUGGAAAAGUUGUAACUGGCCAAUUUGCUGAUUACCCAGCCACACAGAUCAAGCUAGAGUGGCCUAAAGUUCCUUCAAGAAUCAAAAUAGCUGCAAGAUGGUUUUACACAUUUGUUCCAGGAGUUGCAUACAUGUUUGGAUUUUCCCAAAGGGAACAGAACAAUCCCUCUCAACAGGCUACUCUGGUUGUGGCUCUAACUUCUCCAAGAACCUGUGAUGUUGCUCUCAAGCUACCUGAUCUCACAAUUUAUGACAGAGACAUUAGCCUUCCACUGCCACUCCCUUUAGAUCCACAUAUAUCAACUUCAGUGCUGCAGUAUCCUGCUUGGAAUUUCUUCACUAAAAUACCAUCCUCAGUCAUUGACAGUCUUAAAGGUCAUUGUUCAGUCUCCCAGAACAUGAUCACAACCUUCAAUGAAGUUGAAUUCAACUACUCAAUGCCUGCAAAUUGCUACCAUGUCUUGGCCCAAGAUUGUAGCCCAGAACUGAAAUUCCUGGUGAUGAUGAAGAAAGCUGAAGAGUCUGCUGACCUUAAAGCAAUCAAUAUCAAACUUGCCAGUCAUGAGAUUGACAUGUAUCCUUCAAAUGGACUCAUCCAGCUGAUGAUUAAUGGUGUUCAAACCCCAGCACAGAUUCUCCCAUACACAUCUAAUUCUGAUGCACACAUACUGAUCAGCAGUGAGAAGGACGGCUUGUCAGUAAAAGCCCCAGAGUAUGGCAUAGAUAAACUUUAUUAUGAUGGACAUACACUUAAGAUUCAAGUUGGUUUCUGGAUGGCUGGAAAAACAUGUGGUAUUUGUGGAAAAUAUGACGGCGAGAGUAAACAGAAAUAUCAAAUGCCUAGUGGCUAUGUAGCUAAAGAUGCAGUGAGCUUUGCUCAAUCUUGGAUUCUCUCAGAAGAGCCCUGUGCUGGAGCUUGUAAACUGCAGCACACACUCAUCAAAAUUGAGAAGCCAGUUGGUUUUGAAAACGUGGCCUCAAAAUGCUAUUCAGUCGAGCCAGUUUUGCGCUGUGUGAAAGGAUGUUCAGCAACUAGAACUGCCCCUGUCUUUGUUGGUUUCCAUUGUGUGCCAGCUGACUCCACAACCAGCUUUGAUGAAGAGCAGAUUAGGUUAGACCAGAAGUCUGAGGAUUUGGAGAACACAGUUGAUGCUCAUACAAUGUGUUCCUGUGAACAACUACAGUGUGCAGCAUGACACUACAUUUCACAGGGUUAGAUACCCCUAAUGGCGGGGGUUUUUUUGAUGUAUGUAUACUCGUUCUCUGCAAUUAUGGACACACUACUUUGUUUCAAACAGUGAAGGUAACACUGAAUUAUUUUAUAAAAUG